CAAGAAAUCCUUAGGGUAUUGUGGUAGGAUGUAUUAAUAGCAAUCUUUCAGGAAAGGCCGCUAAUGGCCCGACUCGAUCCGUGGUUAGGUGAGCUCUGUAGGUAGGAAGUGGACCUCCACACAUCAUUGAGUGAUCGUCCGUCCGAACAAGCAGUUGUGUGCUCAUCGCUUCCUAUAGAAACUAAUUUGUCGAGGGUAGAUCAAGUUUAUACAGCGUACGACUGGUGGUACUGCUGCAAUACCUUUGUGAAGCUGUUUGGAAUACCUGUACUAGGUAUAUUGUGGGAUCUGCGGACUCCUUUUUGGAUUUAGGAAUAUUACAAUCUAAUCGUGGACUUUAUUAUUGGGAAGUUGUAAUUGCCUGGUAUAAAACACAGAAACUUGAAAGUUGAUUGUUGUAGUCACACACCCAAGCCACACAGCAUGGGCAACAUUCUGAAACUGCUAGGACGGGAUGAACCUCCAGAUAACCCGAGAGUGUAUAUUGAUUUUGAAGAUGCUCAACCCACAGACGAAGAGAGGGAAGUUUUUGACAGGACGGCAGACAUUCUCAAGGAGCUGGAUAGUAUUCUAGAAGAUGUACAGAAAUACAGCGGAGCAGGAGAAGAAAUAAGACAGGCCAUCACAUCGCCGCGGGACAACGACCUCCAGCAGCUCGCCUGGGGAGCAGUCUGCCCUCUGGUGGCCCGACUCAAGAAAUACUACGAGUUCUCGAUGAAGCUGGAUAAGGUCAAUCAGGAGCUCCUCAACGCUCUGUGCACCGGCACGGAAUCCCCCGUACAGCAGCUGGAACAGAGGCAAGCCCUCGCGAAGCAGUUCGCCCAAGUCCUCCACUUCACACUAAAGUUCGAUGACCUCAAGAUGACAAAUCCAUCAAUUCAGAACGACUUCAGUUACUACAGACGGACAUUAAGCAGGAUAAAGAUGGCAAAUCAGCCUGAUCCUAAUAGGGUAGCAGUGAACAAUGAGAUGGCCAAUAAGAUAUCUUUAUUCUACGCCCAUGCCACGCCUAUGCUCAAGACCAUUGUAGAUUCCACCAUCAAGUUUGUCUCAGCGAAUAAAGAGGUCUGGUGCGAGAAGACUACAGAUGUCCUCAGUACAAUGGCUCAGAUAUGCAGAGUAAUGAUCGACAACCCGGACUUUGUGGCUCGCUUCCAAGAAAGGAACACCGUUCUCUUCUGCCUGCGGGUCAUGGUGGCCCUCAUUAUCCUCUACGAUCACGUUCAUCCUGUCGGAGCGUUUGACAAGAGCGCCCCCAUCAAUGUCAAAAGCUGUGUAAAAGUACUGAAAGAUCAGGAACCAACAGAAGUUGAGCACUUACUCAAUGCGCUGAGGUACAACUCAAAGCACCUCAACGACCAGGACACACCAAAUGGAAUCAGAAAAGUGCUGCUUGUAUCAUAGGCGACACCGCUCUCCCCAGCAUCGCCUUCGACAUCGUCCUCGACAUCGUCCUCGACGGCGUCAUCGUCACGGUUUCUAUUUUGUACAAAGCCCAUUCAUUCCUUUUUAGUAUCCUCUGUAUAUAUGUCUUUUUUGGAGUGGAGAGGAGAGGGAAAAAAUGGAAAGGGAGAAGAAAAAUUGGUAUUAGAGAGUGAAAUCUCAGGAAAAAAUAUUUAAAACUUAGAACAGCAUCCAAA
This is a messenger RNA of Strongylocentrotus purpuratus (purple sea urchin), 1640 nucleotides long. Its product is annotated as protein FAM49B. Gene Ontology annotation, biological process: regulation of actin filament polymerization. Gene Ontology annotation, molecular function: small GTPase binding. The record is from RefSeq and is a predicted model, not a curated record. The coding region runs from base 424 to 1404 and encodes 326 amino acids. The transcript is spliced from 10 exons. Lineage: Eukaryota; Metazoa; Echinodermata; Echinoidea; Camarodonta; Strongylocentrotidae.